AUGACAUUUCUUCCUGCUACAACCUUCCCUCACGCAAAAACCUUCUCUGCUGCUACACCUUUCCCUCUUGCCAGAACCUCCCUUCCUGCUGCAACCCUCCCUCUCGCUACUGCUUUCCCUCCUGCUACAACCUGCCCUCCUGCAACAUCUCCAUCGGUCAGAACAGCACCACCACCACCAAGGGCGGCUGCAGCAGCAACAGUGACAUCAGCAGCAGCCGCAGCAGCAGCAGCAGCAGCAGCAGCAGCAGCAGCAGCAGCAGCAGCAGCCGCCGGUGCUUCUGCUGGUGCUGCUGCGGGCAACAAGGCACCAGCAGCACUUGUCAUUCCAACCACAAUUUCGGCUGCUCGCGGGAUAGCAUUCCCAAGCGAGCUUGCUCAGGGGCAGAUGCAGGAGGCAGCACAGCCGGCUCUUGAGCUGUCUCAGACUCCCGGCGCGACCAACCCGGUUGAACACGUUAGUGUAGUGGAUGAGCGGGUCGGAGGGCAAGAGCAGCAGACACAACAGCUUCAGUAUGGCGUGUGGCAUAACCCGAGCGCAGUCGCUGACGUCGUUUCUCUGGGACAGCAGGGUGGCGCUCAGGCGCAGCAGGUGCAGCAGGCGCAGCAGGUGCAGCAGCUUCGAUUUCAGGCGUAG
Molecule: messenger RNA, 636 nt
Organism: Closterium sp. Naga37s-1
Lineage: Eukaryota; Viridiplantae; Streptophyta; Zygnematophyceae; Desmidiales; Closteriaceae
Source: the annotation of a GenBank genome assembly